UCUUGCCUGAUCUUGCAUAUUGCGCUCAUCGGGAACGGUAUUGGACCGAGUCAAUCCCCAGUCCGUAUCUCGCAUGCAUGGAUUCAAGGAUAACAGACGGAAAGCAGCAUUAUUUUCGAGGAAUAACUGUUUAUUCUUCUUCAUAACACAUGACACUGUAAUCAUUUAUGAAUCAUGUGGAGUUAUCUAGGCAGUUGCUUUCUGACAGCGUGUCUACUUCUGACACUGUGUGUGAAGGUGUCCCAGUCAUCGGGUUAUUUCCUGCUACAGCUUGUAAGUGUGGAGAACGAAAGCGGUGAACUGGCGAGUGGGGAAUGCUGCGACGGCACAAGGAGCCCGCAGGACAGCCGUUGCAGUCAGGACGAAUGUGACACGUAUUUAAAAGUGUGUCUUAAGGAGUAUCAAGUGGAAGUCACCACUUCUGGCUCGUGCACGUAUGGAACUGCGUCCUCAAACGUUCUUGGUGGAAAUUCGUUUCAACUGAAAGGCGCUAAUGAUACCCCAAACAAGAUCAACGAUGUUGGAACGAUCCUGAUUCCCUUCCACUUCGCCUGGCCGAGAGCAUACACCCUUAUUGUCGAGGCAUGGGACUUUGAUAACGACACACUUGAUGACAGCAGUGAGGAGUUACUGAUUGAGCGGAGCAUUCACCGAGGUGAGAUGAACCCAGGUGAGGAGGGCCAGCUGCUACGGCAUAACGGCCAGACGGCCAUCCUCUGGUACAGCAUGCACGUGCGCUGCGACCGUCACUACUACGGCAGCAAGUGCAACAAGCAGUGCCGCCCACGCGACGACUAUUUCGGCCACUACACAUGUGACCACCUGGGCAACCCCAAGUGCAUAGAAGGCUGGACGGGAGAGGGCUGUAAGAAAGCUAUUUGUAAACAGGGAUGCAGUGAACAGCACGGAGGCUGUGUGGUACCUGGCGAAUGCGUGUGUAACUAUGGCUGGCAGGGUCCGUUUUGUGACCAGUGUUUGACGUAUCCAGGAUGUCUGCACGGCACCUGCUCCAGACCCUGGCAGUGCACCUGUGAGAAGAACUGGGGUGGACUGCUGUGCGACAAAGACCUUAAUUACUGUGGGACACACCAGCCCUGUGUUAACGGUGGUACAUGUUUAAACACUGAGCCGGAUGAGUACUACUGUAACUGUCCAGAGGGUUACUGGGGCAAGAACUGUGAAAUGGUGAGGCAUGCAUGUGUGUCAAACCCUUGUGCCAACGGGGGUUCGUGUCAUGAGGUGUCGUCUGGGUUCACAUGUCAAUGCACCGCUGGAUGGGAGGGGCAGACCUGUGCAAUAGACACAGAUGAGUGUGUGUCUAAUCCCUGUGCCCAUGGGGGGACAUGCAUUGAUACUGAGAAUGGCUUUGAUUGUAUUUGCCCUUCGCAGUGGACUGGGAGAGCUUGUCAGAUAGAUGUAGAUGAGUGCAUACGGAGGCCUUGUCUAAACGCUCACUCUUGUAAAAACCUUAUCGGUGGAUUUCACUGCGCCUGUUACAGUGGCUGGGUGGGACAGAAGUGUGACAUCAAUAUCAACAGCUGCUAUGGCCAGUGUCAAAACGGAGGAACAUGUCAGGCGGGGAGGGGGGGCUACACCUGCCUUUGUCGGCCAGGCUUUGUGGGGACACGCUGUGAGCUGCAGUGGAGCGGGUGCAUCAGCGCCCCAUGUCAAAAUGGGGGCCAAUGUUACACGCUGCUAGACAGUUACACAUGCCAGUGUCCUCAGGGCUUCACAGGGACUAACUGUGAGGUAUGGACUGAUCCGUGCAGUCCUAACCCAUGUCAGAAUAAUGGCCAGUGUCUGGUUGUGUCUGGAGAUUUCCACUGUGCCUGCCCAGACCAGUAUGAAGGGAAAACCUGCUCUCAGCCCCGAGACCACUGCAAGAGCAGCCACUGCAGAGUGAUUGACAGUUGUACCACUGCAGUGGUGAGCAACUCCACACAUGAAGGGGUGUGGCACAUUUUGUCCAAUGUGUGUGGUCCCAAUGGCCGCUGCAUCAGCCAGUCAGGAGGGAACUUCAGCUGUGACUGCCAGCCGGGCUUCACUGGGACUUAUUGUCACGAGAACAUAAAUGACUGUGUGUCAUCUCCGUGUAUGAAUGGAGGGACCUGUGUUGAUGGGGUUAAUUCAUUCUAUUGUCUGUGCCCAGAUGGGUGGGAUGGGCCACUGUGUGAACACAAUGUGAAUGAAUGUGAUGGUAACCCCUGCAAAAAUGGCGGCCGCUGUCAGGAUCUGCUUAAUGACUUCUACUGUCACUGCACAGACAACUGGAAGGGCAAAACCUGCCACUCACGAGAGAGUCAGUGUGACUCUCACACAUGUGCUAACGGUGGUACCUGCCAGGAUCAUGGUGAUACUUUCAGCUGUGUGUGUCCUGCUGGAUGGGGAGGCAGUACCUGCAACACUGCCAAGAACAGCUCCUGUGACACGGGACCCUGUGCAAAUGGGGGCACAUGUGUGGGAGGGGUCAGUGGCUUCACCUGCAUCUGUAAGGAUGGCUGGGAGGGGCCAACCUGUGAUCAGAAUGUCAAUGACUGCAAUCCACAUCCUUGUUUCAAUGGGGGUGUCUGUGUGGAUGGGGUGAACUGGUUCCACUGUGAGUGUGCCUCUGGGUUUACUGGGCCGGACUGCCGAAUCAACAUUGAUGAGUGCCAGUCAUCUCCCUGUGUUUAUGGGGCCACCUGUGUUGACGAGAUUAACAGUUUCCGCUGCCUUUGCCCAGUGGGAUGGGAUGGACCGCGCUGCCAAGACUUCCUAGGUACCGCUAUGGAGUGUUCCCACAGCGGGUCACGUCUUCCUCUUGGCUGGCACUGGGAGGAGGACUGUAACAUCUGUCAGUGCUUUCAUGGCAACAGGAAGUGUUCCAAGGUGUAUUGUGGACGAAGGCUCUGCCUUUUACAGGGAGGUCCUGGUAUUCCAGAGCAUUCCAGUUGUCCAGGGGACCAGGAAUGUGUGACACAUCACCACCUGUCCUGUUUUCGUCCUCCCUGCCACUGGGGAGUUUGCUACGGACCUGAGUACCUCGAGCAGGUCAGCACCAUAUGCCAACCCAGUGGUGGGCAGCAGGACAAGGACUGUGCCCAUGUUACCCUGGUGUUUGACAAAGACAGCGUGCCACAGGGUACAACUGUGGAAGGUAUCUGCUCAGAGCUGAGGUACCUGCCAAUCACUCGAACCCUGGCCAAAGACCACACCCUCCUUAUUCUCUGUGACCUGUCCCAUUCCAGCAGCAAUGCGGUGGAGGUUGCUAUGUCGUUUGAUGGGAAUGGGGCAGGUGUGAACCCGGGGGAGAUACAGGAGGUGGUCAGCUCCAUCAUCAGUGCUCUGUCCAGUCCUCACAACAGCACUGUGCUACUGGCCGUGCGAGAGGUCAAAGUGGAGCCGCAGGUCACACGCUCUGCUCCUGGCUACCUGCUGCUGGUGCUGUGUGUUGUCUUUUCCGUGUUGUGGCUUCUGUGUGCAAUCGUGUGUGUGUGGUGGGUCCGUAAGCGAAGGAAAGCCACAGAGAGAGCGGGUGUGGCCCUGCCAGAGGACAACAUUAACAAUCAGUGGGAGAUGCAGCAUACUGUGAGAGUGCAGUCUAAAACGAACACAGCUAGAGACCACGCCACUGAAGACCCUCGGCAGGAGCAAAAGGCUCUCAUGUCUGUGCUGGACAGGGUGGGAGACGGCGCUGAGGAGGUAGAGAACGAGGAGGACAGGGAGAGGGAGUUGGUUGUGGACAAAUGUCCAACAGCAAAAAGCUCAAAAGGGCAGGUGGUGUACAGCAUUCACAGGGUUUCCCAGGAACCCCCCCACCGGACAGACUACAGCAACAAACGCUACUGCUGUAAGAACAAAAUGAUGGAAGGAACCAAAGACCACUAUGUAUGAGCCAGAUGGA
This is a messenger RNA of Chanos chanos (milkfish), 3883 nucleotides long. Its product is annotated as protein jagged-2-like. The record is from RefSeq and is a predicted model, not a curated record. The transcript has 26 exons. The coding region runs from base 175 to 3873 and encodes 1232 amino acids. NCBI's taxonomy places the organism in Eukaryota, Metazoa, Chordata, Actinopteri, Gonorynchiformes, Chanidae. Gene Ontology annotation, molecular function: protein binding; calcium ion binding. Gene Ontology annotation, biological process: Notch signaling pathway; heterophilic cell-cell adhesion; cell communication. Gene Ontology annotation, cellular component: plasma membrane; protein-containing complex.